ACCAACUCACCUUUAGGCGACUCUCCUCGUACAGUAUCCGCCGAUCAUCAGCGACUCAAAAUGGCUUUCAAUAUUGUGCAAUCUCACACUGGAGCCGAGCUGGGACCGGAGUUAUCCGAUGUCUUUACAGAUGAAGUCGGCUUCAAGGGCCUCUCUGGCGAUGCGAACAUUCGGUUCCUACCCACCCCUUGGUCCGAAGACUCCCUUCCCUCCCCGACCUCUUCUCUCCUAGCUGUCGCUCAGACUCAAGGACUGGUUGUUGGCGCCGGCCCUGACGCGCUUGUGAUCGCAAGCACCGAGUCAGUCAGAAAGGCCAUCCAGGUACCGGCAGGAGAGGAUCAACAAAAAACGAAGCCGUUUCAGCCGCAAGCUACUAUCCCUCUUCCCGCGCGGCCUACACAUGUGGCUUUUACCGCGAAUGACGAUGCUUUGAUCCUGGCCACAGAAAAUGGCUCCCAAUUAUCCGUUUUCAAGACCUCAGACAUUGUGCAAGGGAAUGCGCAGCCGGCCAUAUCUAUUCCUACCAACGGCGCAUCGAUUCGGGCACUUGCGCCGAACCCAGACCCAAACUCUACUCUUGUUGCUCUCGUCACUGCCAAUGGCGAGCUGUUGGUCGCGGACCUGAAAGCUGGAAACCUAGUUUCAGGCGCCAACGGUCCAUUACUGAGAAAUGGAGUUAGCAGCGUUGCGUGGAGCAACAAGGGGAAGCAACUCGUGGCUGGUUUGGUGGAUGGAACGGCGGACCAGAUGACCCCCGAUGGAACAUCGAAGGCAACAGUUCCUCGUCCAUCCGAUUUGGAGGGCGAUUGUCAUGUUUCCUCUGUCGCAUGGCUUGAGAACGACGUGUUUUUCAUGGUCUACACCCCGAGUGCUACUGACGAUGGCAAUGGACAGAACCCGCCAUCAUUUUACUACAUAAUUACGAGACGAAAGCAAGCACCUUUCCUCAUUCAGAAACUCCCCGAAAUUUGCUCCACCAUGGGCUUCGGGAUGAAGCGCUCACCUGCAUACAAUUUCACUGUCCGACUGCGAGACUAUAAACCUGCUUUGAAGGACGUCUUGAUCGUCUCGUCUACUGCAUCUGCCGAUGUUGGCCUUAUAACCCGGUCUGAACAGCCCCUUGCCAGUGACGACACUUCCAAGGCACUUGUUGGCCAAUUUACAACCACAGAAGUUAAUGAUGAUGCCAAAAGAGCUUCUGUCCCAUUGAAGGAUUCUGUCGACGAAACUUCUGUGAUUGGUCUUGCUGCAGACCUUUCUUGUAGUGAGAAUGUCAAUUCACCCAUCGCGGGUGAGGAAAUUCCAGAAAGCUCAACCCCUCUCCCUGGGCUUCUUCUUCUCAACAAUGACGGCAUGCUUUCCCACUGGUGGUUCAUUUACUCUGAUGCUAUUCGUCAGAAAAUUCCGUAUGCUGGUCUAGUUUCAGGUGCUCAGACAACACCGGCAACCUCUCAAAUUCAACCCCCUGCUGUUACCCCUGCCCCGGCACAGCAGCAAUCCGCCUUUGGACAAUCUUCGUUUGGCACUUCAUCGGCUAUGGGCUCAUCUACCUUCGGUAACCAAGCAGGCGGUGCUGGCGGUACAUCCUUUGGAAGCCCAUCCGCCAUGGGGUCGUCUACCAUGGGCGCAACGGCAUUUGGGAAGCCAUCGUUUGGUACCCCGUCUCAAAUGACUGGGGGGUCAACCCCAGCCUUUGGCAAGCCAUCGUUCGGAACUCCUUCUCAGCCUGGUAUUGGAUUUGGCUCUGUGAGUACACCGGGUCAGGCGCAGUUCGGCAAGCCUGGAUUCGGUGCCACAGGUGCCGCGGCGUCUCCUUUCGGACAGCCCAGCACCCCCGGGAAGUCACUCCUCGGAACGGGGGCUGGCACUGCUGGAGGCGGUUUCAGCGCAUUCUCUGGUGGUGGCGGUGGAGGAUUUAGUAGUUUGGCUGCAUCCAAAUCCACUGAGUCGCCGUUUGGUAAGCCUGCGGGACAGAGUGCCUUUGCCGCUACGCCAACGUCUUCGCCGUUUGGAGCCAAGCCACAAACCGACACAGCUUUCCUUCCCUCUUCCAAAGAGGUGAAGAAUCCCUUUGGUGGUGGUGCUUCGGGCUUCACGCUUGGUUCCUCCUUUAAACCCGAUGGCACGGCUGCUACCGAUUUACCCAAGUCUGACACCAAGUCUUCGGGAGCGUUCUCCUUUGGUGGAUCUUUCGAUGAUAUGGUCUCAUCAUCCGAUAAGACAAGCCCCCAGGCAGAGUCCAUGGACGACGUUGAGGAUUCUACUGUUGAAGCCCCUGCGCCGCCGGUAAAGACUGAACCGAAGACUAUUUUCGGCAAGCCAGCUCCCUCAGCUCCCACUAUGUUUGGGAAGCCGACGCCGGCCACAACAUCGCCCUUUGGGAAGCCGGCGACGUCCACAACGUCCCCGUUCGGAAACCCACCGUCCACCACAUCGCCAUUCGGGAAGCCAACGUCUACCACCUCGCCAUUCGGCAAACCGACGUCUACAGCAUCUCCAUUUGCAAAGACGGAAAGUAAAACUUCGUCGCCAUUUGGCAAUGCAGCCGCCAACGCUCCAUCGCUAUUUGGUAAGCCGACGUCUGAGCCUGCACCGAAGCCUACCAGCCCCGUCGAGACGAAGAAGCCGAGUUUCUCCUUGUUUGGAAACAAUACAUCCACUCAGAACACCACUCAGUUGUCCUCUCAAACAGAAAUAACAAGCCCUCUUUCUGCGCCUUCUGACAAGACCGCGACACCGAAGAGAGAGCAGUCUGUUUCUACACCUACUUUCUCCUCGUCCUUUGAUGCGCCCCUACCUCCUGAUCCUACCAGCAGGGAUAGUUACGGCCCAGGCGACACAUCGGCGUCCUCCAAUGUUUCUAAGAGCUCCAUUGAUGAUGCACCACUCCCACCCGAUUUCACUGUUUCAAAGAAACUCCCCCAGAAAGACGAUGUGGCCGAUGCACCACUUCCACCGGAUUUCCUGACUCAAAAGAAAUCCCAGAAAGUUGAUGUCAGUGAUGCACCACUCCCACCGGACUUCCUUUCCCAGAAAAAGCCUUCUCCCAAGGCUGAGGAAGCCCCGCUUCCUCCAGACUUUUUGAGCAAGCCCAAAAAGGCCGAUGACAAGCCGUCUGUUCCUGAGGAUGCCCCAUUACCCCCAGACUUCAUGAAAUUGAAGCCUAAAUUUGGCUCCGCGGAGGAGACUGUGCCCGUUCCGGAUGAGUCGGAAGCAGAAUCAGAUGUCGUAUCAGAGGCAGAAUCAGAGGCAGAAUCAGAGGCAGAAUCAGAGGCAGAAUCAGAGGCAGAAUCAGGGGAGGGAGAAUCAGGGGAGGGAGAAUCAGAGGACGAUGCCGAAUUAGAUGCAGAGGAAUCGGACUUCACGGAUAGUGGUGAAGAAAUCACGCACGACGAGACAGAAAUGCCAAGUCCUAAACACUCAGCACAGAGUUCUUUCGGAGGAUUUUCCGACAAAAGCUCCCUCACUGGAGGCCUCUUCGGAGGAGGGUUCUCAAAGGCUGCCCCGAAACAAGCACAGCCUAAAAGUACACUGUUUGGAGAAAUUCCGAAGCAACCUCUUCUUCCACCCCCUGGGCGCGCCGCUCCAAAUACUCGUGAGCCUUAUCGAUCGCCAAGCCCUACCCGUGCCAAGCCGCAGAAGAGCACUUUGUUCAAAAACCGAAGUGAGAAGCCAGCUGGAAGCGCCUUGCAUGCCCGCAAGACUUCCUUGACCCAGUUCGCUCAACGCCGUGGUGAACAUUCGAGAAAGGCCAGUGAUAUUGCCCAAGAGGAGCAGCUUCGCAAACAGCAGGCUGUGCAACAACGCCAUGAAGAAGAGGAGGCCUUGUCUCUUUCUGAAGAUGAUGAGGACGAGAGACUUCGUGCGGAUCUUUCUCGGCCAAUUGAACCUGCGUCUACACUUGAUCCAUUCCUCCCACACCAAAAUUAUAUGGGUGAGACGGCCAAGCCGGGUAUUCCAGGCAUGAUCGAACGACUUUACCGCGAUAUCAAUUCUAUGGUUGAUACAUUGGGUAUCAAUUCUCGAUCCAUGGAAUCCUAUCUCUUAUAUCAACAAAGCUCCCAAGCCCUAGGUGUUGACAAAUUAGUGGAUAUUCUGCAAAGCGACCAGCCCGCCGAUAUUCUGGAUCAAAAGCUGUUUUUGCAAGAUAUUAAUAAACUUGACGAGAUUGUCGCUUCCCUUGUUCGCUAUCUCAGUGAGCGGCGUGUGCAAGGAGUGGAGGAGAAGCUUGACCAAUGUCGUGAGCUACUGGCCAAAGAUAUUGUCACCCUUCGUGGACAAUGCGCCAGUAUUCGUAAGACUUUAGACGCACACACAGACACUGGUGCCAUCCUCGCUGCACCACUCUCUGCGGAACACGCUACCCUGCAGCACGAUCUGCGAACAACCUUCACAGACAUUCAGAGCAAGAUGGCAGAUCUGGAGCAGGGCGUUUCUUUGUUGCGAGCCAAGAUUGCUGAUAUUCCCCGUGCCAACAACAACGCACGGCAGUCGAAGCGACCAACGGUGGAAGCUGUUACUAAGACCAUCGCCACUAUGAUGAGCAUGGCUGAGAACAAGAGCAGUGACAUCGAUGUCCUAGAGGCUCAGAUGCGGAAUCUCGGUAUUGACUUAACCACUGCUGGCACCAGCAGCCGUGAGGGAUCGCCCUUUACUACCCCCCGCAAGAAUACCGUUCGAUUCCCCAAUACGCCUGGCUCGGGCUCAAUCGAUAACAGCGCCUAUCACACCCCUGAGUCUGCUUCUCGCGGUGUCAAUUUCCGCACCAGCAUCAAUGGCUCUGCGAGACACAGCCGUCUUCGCAGCGUUGAAAGCUUCGCUCCUGUGCUUGUCCAGGAAGAGAGUGCUCGCUGGAAGGUGAAGACACAACGGCGUCAACAGCUUGUUGGUAACCUGAAGGCGGCCAUUGAAAAGAAAGAGAUCAAAGUCCGAGGCGUGGAUGACCUUUAG
Molecule: messenger RNA, 4950 nt
Organism: Penicillium odoratum
Lineage: Eukaryota; Fungi; Ascomycota; Eurotiomycetes; Eurotiales; Aspergillaceae
Product: FG-nucleoporin NUP159
Exons: 3
Biological process (GO): protein import into nucleus; RNA export from nucleus
Cellular component (GO): nuclear pore
Molecular function (GO): structural constituent of nuclear pore; protein binding
Source: RefSeq, a predicted model, not a curated record